Myzus persicae (green peach aphid) is the source of this 2247-nucleotide messenger RNA. RefSeq names its product actin-binding protein IPP. NCBI's taxonomy places the organism in Eukaryota, Metazoa, Arthropoda, Insecta, Hemiptera, Aphididae. The record is from RefSeq and is a predicted model, not a curated record. Bases 310 to 2088 code for a protein of 592 amino acids. The transcript has 10 exons. Gene Ontology annotation, molecular function: protein binding.
UGCUAUUGACUUAUAUUGAAGUGAUUAAUUACAAUGACUAAUAACUUAUAAGUAAUAUUCGAAAUGUAUUCAGCCAUAUUCUCACACAACCUAUGAUGUACCCCAUAAGUACAUAUUAAAUUUUUGUUGAUACUCUUAAACACAAAUAUUACAUUUGGACAAUUUUCAAAUCAAGGUGAAAAAAAAACGAUUACCAUCACCUAUGCAAUCAACAGUCAUGUGUAAUAUUAUUUGAACUUCAACAGCUUAGCCACGCUUAGUUUUUCUCCAAUUUACUGUUAAUUUCAUUGAUUUGGUAUACUAUCCUUAAUGGCACCAGCUGAAGAAGAAAAAGAUGUGCUGGGGUGCACAUGCAACUUGGCCCCCUUUGAUGUUCCUAACAAGUAUUUUUCAAAGCCACAUAUUGAAGCAUUUUUAAGAGGAUUAAAUAGUUUGCGAAAGAAUAAUGUUUUCUGUGAUGUGCAACUUGUUUCCAAAGGAUUUUGCAUCAAUGCACAUAGAGCAAUUUUGGCUGCCAGCAGUCCAUAUUUCUAUGCUAUGUUUACUAAUGGAUUAUUGGAAGCAGGUAAAAAAUCUAUUGAACUUCCUUCAGUUUCUCCCAAUGUACUUGAAACACUUGUUAACUUUAUUUAUUCAGGAGAAAUAAAUAUUUAUCAAGAAAAUGUAGAAGAACUAAUGAUAGCAGCAGAUAUGUUAGAACUCAAUGAUGCUGUAAGUUGUUGUACAGAAUUCUUGAAAAGUGAAUUAGAUUCAACUAAUGCUGUUGGAUUACUUAGGUUUGCGGAUAUGCAUAAUUUUUCUGUUCUACACAAAUUAUCAAAAGAUUUUAUAUAUGGAAAUUUUGUUCAAAUUUGUGAAGAAGAUGAAUUGGGUGAUUUAUCUAAAGAUCAAUUUAUUAAGUUUCUCAAUAGUGAAUAUCUUUGUGUAGAUUCUGAACAACAGGUAUUUCGUGCAGCUAUGAAAUGGAUUAAACACGAUCUCUCAGACCGACGUCGCUACAUAUUUGAAAUUCUUUCAUGCAUACGUAUACCUUUAAUGAGUACCCAGUUUUUAGAACGUGAAAUUAAUGACAAUACAGAUGCAAGCUUGAGAGUUGCUUUACGUUCUAUUUAUACAGACAUUGCCGAACGUAUUGGUAAUUUAGUAGCUUUACAAGUUGAACCACGGUUAGGAGCCAAAAAAGAUAUAUAUAUAUUAGGCGGGUCUAAAAGAGAAAUAUGUAGUGCCUGGUCUCGAUAUUCUGAGUCUACGUUUGAAUCUGUUGUCAAAUUCAACACUUUUAGGAAGGAAUGGUGUGAUAUAAAACCAAUGAAUAUUGGUAGAAUAAUGCCAGGAGUAGCCAUAAUGAAUGGAUGUAUAUAUGUUGUUGGAGGCGAAAAUGAAUCACUUAUCCUUUCAAAUGGGGAAUGCUAUAAUCCUAUUGAAGAUGAAUGGACUUCUGUUGCUGGAAUGACUGUCCCACGAUGUGAAUUUGGAAUGGCUGCAUUAAAUGGAUAUUUGUAUGCCAUUGGCGGAUGGGUUGGCGAUGACAUAGGUGGUUCUAUUGAAAUCUAUUCCCCAUCAUUAAACCGAUGGACAAUGUGUAAUAGCGUGCUACCUGAACCGCGGUUUAGUAUGGGAGUCGUGUCAUUUGAAGGUUUGAUAUAUAUCGUGGGAGGGUGUACUCGCACUAAACGACAUCUUCAAGACUUAUUGAGUUAUAAUCCAGUGACAGGAGAAUGGUCUAUUUUGGCACCAAUGUUGGUUCCACGUAGUCAAAUGGGAGUUGCAGUUUUAGAUAAACAUCUCUAUGUAGUUGGUGGUAUUACCAGCAACAAUGAGGUGUUAAAUUUGGUUGAACAAUAUGACUUUGAAGAAAAUACUUGGAGCUUUGUAACUCCAAUGAAGGGUAAACGUGCAAGUCCAGCCGUUGCAGCUGCUGAUGGAAUGUUAUAUGUAAUUGGUGGCGAUAUAACGCACACAAUUAAUUCAUACCGGUCUCAAAUUACUAUUUCUACAGUUGAGAGAUACAAUAAUUCAACUACACAAUGGGAAGAUCUACCAUCACUCCCAGAAUCCAGAAGUGAGGCUGGUGUCGCUGUAUUGUAAUUUAUGAGCACAAAUUCAUCAGCGUACAUAUAUUUUUUAAUUUUUUAAAGGAAUGUAUGUAUAUUAAUUAUGUUUGUUGUUAUCUACUAUGUUUAAACAAGAACGCACACUUAUUUGUUUUAUACCUGGUCCUAAUAAUAAAAAACAAUCAACUCAAAA